Messenger RNA from Selaginella moellendorffii, 1069 nucleotides. RefSeq names its product acidic endochitinase. NCBI's taxonomy places the organism in Eukaryota, Viridiplantae, Streptophyta, Lycopodiopsida, Selaginellales, Selaginellaceae. The record is from RefSeq and is a predicted model, not a curated record. Gene Ontology annotation, cellular component: extracellular region. Gene Ontology annotation, biological process: carbohydrate metabolic process. Gene Ontology annotation, molecular function: chitinase activity. Bases 29 to 952 code for a protein of 307 amino acids. The transcript has a single exon.
UCAUCUCAUACUUCCAACAAAGAAAAUAAUGGCAAUGUUUGAGCAAAGCAAAAUGCUGCCUAUGUUCCUAGUGAUCCUCGCAGUGCUAGCACCAGUGGCUCCAAAAGCAUCAGCAGCAACAGGAUCGAUCGCAAUAUACUGGGGCCAAAACGGCAACGAAGGAUCGCUCGCCAACGCUUGCAUCAAUGGCACCUACAAGAUCAUCAUGCUCUCCUUCCUCAACGUUUUCGGUGGCGGCCAGAUCCCCCAGCUCAAUCUCGCCGGCCACUGCGACCCAUCCUCGAAUGGCUGCGUGACACUGAGCUCCCAGAUCGCCUCCUGCCAAAGCAAAGGCAUCCAGAUCCUCCUCUCGCUCGGCGGAGCGGUGGGGAAUUACACCAUCUCCUCCGCCAGCGACGCCAGAUCCGUGGCGAGAUACCUGUGGAACAAUUUCUUGGGUGGUCGAUCCAGCUCCAGGCCUCUGGGAUCCGCGGUCUUGGAUGGAAUCGACUUUGAUAUCGAGAAUGGAGCGAUCCCGGAUAGGUACGCGCUGCUCGCCCAAGCGAUCCGGGACGUUUCUAGAGGCUCGAGCCGCAGGGUUUUGAUCUCGGCGGCUCCGCAGUGCCCAUUUCCAGAUGCAAACCUGGGAUCCGCCAUCGCCAAGCAGGGGCUCUUCGACUACGUCUACGUACAAUUCUACAACAAUCCUCCCUGCCAGUACGAUGGCAGUAGCACCACCAGGCUCCUGGAUUCUUGGAAGGAGUGGAAUUCCAAGACGCCCAAUGUGAAGAUCUUCAUGGGAUUGCCGGCGGCGCCAGCGGCGGCGGGAUCUGGGUUUGUGCCCAGCCAAGUUUUGAGGAGCCAAGUUCUUCCACGGAUUAGAUCCUCUCCAAAGUACGGUGGUGUGAUGUUUUGGUCCGUGUUCUUCGACCGACAAACUUCGUAUAGCCAGUCGAUCAAGGCUAGCAUCUAGUAGAUGUGAUCAACAGGAAAAAUGAGAAGGAAUCUCUUCUCUUUUCUUAUCAAUUCACUGUUCUUCCAAUGCAUAGUGGAAGUGGGAAUGUUAUCAACUUGACCAGUUCUUCCUGGA